This is a messenger RNA of Schistosoma turkestanicum, 843 nucleotides long. NCBI's taxonomy places the organism in Eukaryota, Metazoa, Platyhelminthes, Trematoda, Strigeidida, Schistosomatidae. The record is from the annotation of a GenBank genome assembly.
CUUUUGUAAAUUGUAGCGCAUUCGAAUCCCAACUCUACCUGAUCUAUUUCUAAUCAUCAGUCUCUUUUAAUCUCAUGGUUUUUUGAUUUCUGAAUAUUGUCAACUGCCUACUCUAUUAAAUAUAACUUCACUCGCUCCUCACACCUACAGUACUCAAGGUACCUUCCAGUCAAACACCUAAGAGCUAACGUUACAAGUUCGUCAACUUUCAUAAUGGGUUUGUUAAGUCUCUUAAGAAGAUUAAAGUCGAAACCAGAACAGGAAAUAAGGAUUCUUCUCCUUGGUCUAGAUAAUGCAGGAAAGACAACUUUACUGAAACAUUUAGCUUCCGAAGACAUUUCUCAAACAACACCUACCCAAGGGUUUAAUAUCAAAAGUGUCCAGUCUCAGGGAUUUAAACUGAAUGUCUGGGAUAUUGGAGGACAGCGAAAAAUUCGCCCAUAUUGGAAGAACUACUUUGAAAAUACAGAUAUAUUGAUUUAUGUCAUCGACAGUUCAGAUAAAAAGCGUUUUGAGGAGACUGGAGAAGAACUGUUGGAACUUUUAUCAGAAGAUAAAUUAGCUGGAGUUCCUUUGAUUGUGUUUGCCAAUAAACAGGAUUUACUCACUGCUGAACCAGCAAAUAAAAUAUCAGAUGGACUUGGACUAUUAACUAUUCGGGAUAGACCAUGGCAAAUUCAAGGUUGUUCAGCUCUAACUGGCAAUGGUAUACAAGAAGGAAUAGAAUGGGUCAUUAAAUCUGUGAAUAGUCGUUUAAAAAUGAAAUAGACAUUUGUAUGUAUGUAUGUAUGUAUGUAUGUGUAUAUAUAGUUAAACAAAUUUGAAAUGAAUCGCUGUUUUAAA